Messenger RNA from Penicillium vulpinum, 3252 nucleotides. RefSeq names its product ATPase P-type K/Mg/Cd/Cu/Zn/Na/Ca/Na/H-transporter. Bases 1 to 3252 code for a protein of 1083 amino acids. Gene Ontology annotation, biological process: calcium ion transmembrane transport; intracellular calcium ion homeostasis. The record is from RefSeq and is a predicted model, not a curated record. The transcript has 4 exons. NCBI's taxonomy places the organism in Eukaryota, Fungi, Ascomycota, Eurotiomycetes, Eurotiales, Aspergillaceae. Gene Ontology annotation, molecular function: ATP binding; P-type calcium transporter activity; ATP hydrolysis activity. Gene Ontology annotation, cellular component: plasma membrane.
AUGUCUGAGGCCCAAAAAGGCUCAGGCUCUGGAAGCCCUGUUGAUCCUACACAACAACCUCUAUCCCAGCCCGCCCAUAGUCUUACCUUCGAAGAUGUCAUCAACGAACUCGAAACCAAUUCCGAUGAUGGUCUGACAUCUGAAGAUGUCAAGCGACGCCUUGAAAAAUAUGGCCAGAAUAUACUUGAAGGAGACGAAGGCGUCUCCUUGGCGAAGAUUGUCAUUCGACAGAUCGCUAAUGCCAUGAUGCUGGUCCUCAUCAUCGCCAUGGCCGUCAGUUUUGGUAUCAAGUCCUGGAUCGAAGGAGGUUUCAUCGCCGCCGUCAUCGCUUUAAACAUCGUUGUUGGUGUCUACCAGGAUUAUGCCGCAGAGAAGACUAUGGACUCGCUGCGAUCCCUCAGUUCGCCCACAGGUGUGGUCUCUCGCGACGGCAAAACAGCAACUGUCCCGGCAAAUGAGAUCGUCCCCGGUGACAUGGUCGAACUGAAAGUAGGAGACACUGUUCCUGCUGAUGUCAGACUCGUUGAAGCAUUUAAUUUCGAAACCGACGAAGCGCUGCUAACCGGCGAGUCUCUCCCGGUCCAGAAAGACGCAAAUGCUACUUUCGAGGUCGACACCGGUCCAGGUGACAGACUGAACAUCGCCUACAGCUCCUCAACGGUUACCCGAGGACGCGCUCGUGGUGUCGUCGUAGGAACCGGAAUGAAAACCGAGAUCGGAGCUAUCGCGCAAGCUCUCCGUGGAACCGACUCGAAGCGUCGCCCUGUUAAGCGCGGACCUGAAGGUGAAACAAAGAAGAGAUGGUAUAUCCAGGCUUGGACAUUGACAACCACUGAUGCUAUUGGCCGGUUUUUGGGUACCAAUGUUGGUACGCCUUUGCAGCGGAAACUCUCUAAGCUGGCGCUUCUGCUCUUUGGCAUUGCUGUUGUUUUCGCGAUUGUUGUUGCUGCAUCGAACGACUGGCGCGGUGAUAACGAGGUUAUUAUUUAUGCGGUCGCGACUGGUCUGGCUAUGAUUCCAGCCUGCUUGGUGGUUGUGUUGACAAUCACUAUGGCGGUGGGAACGAAACAGAUGGUCAAGCGUCAUGUCAUUGUCCGAAAGUUGGAUUCCUUAGAGGCACUCGGUGCUGUGACGAAUAUCUGCUCAGACAAGACUGGUACUCUGACCCAAGGUCGCAUGGUCGUAAAGAGGGCCUGGCUUCCAUCUGUAGGAACCUACCUAGUCGGUGCCUCAAACGAGCCUCUCAACCCCCACGACGGUGAUCUGAGCUUGAUGGCCGAGACCCCGGUCAAACUUGCUGGAAAAGAAAUGGGUGAUGUAUCAUCUCCAGAUGACCUGUUGAAAGACAACGAUACGCUCAAGGAUUUCCUCAACGUCACUGCCAUGGCCAACCUGGCCCAUCUCCAUCAAAGUGCCACUGAGGGAUGGCAGGCUCGCGGUGAACCCACCGACAUUGCUAUCCAGGUUUUCGCGUCUCGAUUCAACUGGGGUCUGGACCGCUUGACCAAGGGUGAAAAGCCCGUCUGGGAACAAAAGGCUGAGUAUCCAUUCGACUCUAGCGUGAAGAAAAUGUCUGUUAUUUUCUCUAAGCGUGACGACAACUCAGAGAAGAGUCGCGAAAUGAUCUUCACCAAGGGCGCUGUCGAGCGAGUUCUCGAUGCAUGCAUCAAUAUCAAAUGGACGGCUGACUCUGACCCGGUCCCUAUCACCGACGAAAUUCGGGACGACAUCUUGCAGAACAUGGAGGCUCUGGCUAAAGAGGGUCUCCGUGUGCUCGCUAUGGCCGGCCGCGAAAACACCAAUCCUGCUCCAGAAGGCGGCGAUCCUCUUCCCCGCGAGGCGGUCGAGAAAAACUUGUCUCUCUACGGCUUGAUUGGUCUCUACGAUCCUCCUCGUCCUGAAACGGCUGGGGCUAUUGCCCAGUGCUACAAGGCUGGAAUCUCCGUGCACAUGGUUACCGGCGACCACCCCGGUACUGCACGUGCGAUCGCAGCGCAAGUCGGAAUCAUUCCUGCAAACAUGGAUAUGAUCGCCAAGGACGUUGCUGAUGCUAUGGUCAUGACGGCUUCCCAGUUUGACAAAUUGACCGAAGACGAGAUUGAUGCACUUCCUACCCUUCCAUUGGUUAUUGCUCGCUGUGCGCCUAAUACGAAGGUUCGCAUGAUUGAUGCUCUGCAUCGUCGUGGGCGCUUUGUGGCUAUGACCGGUGAUGGAGUUAACGACUCUCCCUCGCUUAAGCGGGCUGAUGUCGGUAUUGCUAUGGGUCAGAAUGGCUCUGAUGUGGCUAAGGAUGCUUCUGAACUGGUGUUGUCUGAUGAUAACUUUGCUUCUAUCAUUAACGGUAUUGAGGAAGGUCGUCGCAUUUUCGAUAAUAUCCAGAAAUUCGUUCUGCAUCUUCUUGCGGAAAAUGUUGCAUUGGCUAUCACCCUGCUCAUUGGAUUGGCCUUUAAGGAUGACAGUAACCAGUCUGUGUUCCCUAUCUCCCCUGUCGAGAUCAUCUGGAUCAUCAUGAUUACCUCUGGUCUCCCUGAUAUGGGUUUGGGAAUGGAGAUUGCCGCUGCAGAAGUGAUGGACCGGCCACCGCAAAGCAAACAAGGUAUCUUCACCUGGGAAAUCAUUAUCGACACCCUCGUCUACGGAGUCUGGAUGGCCGGCCUCUGUCUGUCAGCAUUCUCUCUCGUCAUGUUCAAGUGGGGCGACGGCGAUCUCGCCAUGGGCUGCAAUACAGAAUAUAACAACCCCAACAAACCCUAUAACUGUGAGACAGUUUUCCGCGCCCGCGCUACUACCUUCACCUGCAUGACCUGGUUCGCACUCUUCCUUGCCUGGGAAAUGAUGCACUUGCGCCGCAGUUUCUUCCACAUGCAGCCCAACUCCAAGAAACGCUAUACUCAGUGGAUGCACGAUAUCUGGCGCAACAAGUUCCUCUUCUUUGGUAUCAUGACUGGUUUCGUUCUUGCGUUCCCUAUUAUUUACAUCCCUGUGAUCAACCACAAGGUCUUCAUGCACAGCAGUAUCUCCUGGGAGUGGGGUAUUGUCUUUGUCGAGACAGUGCUUUUCUUCCUGGGUAUUGAGAGCUGGAAGUGGUGCAAGCGUGUUUACUUCCGUCGCCAGGACCGCAAGGCUGCGGGCCAAGGUGAUCAGCCUGGCAGUGAGCAUCCCGGUAUGAGAGAUUUCAGCCGCUAUACCACUAUGGAUCGUUCAUCGGAUACUCAGGCUGGUGAGGCGAAGGUGGAGCAAUCUAUGGUCUAG